AUGAAUUUCGCUUCACAAAAAGUUCAACGACCGACUCAAGUCGUGGCAUCCGAACUAUAUCGACAUCUUUCUGCUCCAGUCAGAAAAGAGCUUUCAUCAGCGCAACCAAGAGAUUUUCAGCGAUCGCGGCGAAGUUGGGUCUCGGUUCACCCAAAGUUAGCGUUUCGAAAGGAUACGGACAUAAAAAGUUGCCGUCGAUUACAGAUUUCCGGGUUACAAUCAGGAUAUCCCUGAUCAGCGCCACCGACUACAAGACACCUAAAGAAUUGCUCAGCACGUUCGAUAACAGUUUUUGUGCUGUUGAUUGCAUGUUCACAGAGGAUCGCAAGGUCCGAUUCUGUUUUGGCAAGGACGAUGGUGACUUCACUCCCGCCAAGGACGUCUUUGAUGGCAACGGUCAUCUUCGCAACCCAAACGUCAAGACAGGUGGUAGAAUUCAGAAAUACUUUGGCGCGGGUACACGUUUGCUAAUGCAUCACACGCUCUGCAAGCUGAGUAUCCAAAGGCAAUGGUGA
Messenger RNA from Sphaeroforma arctica JP610, 515 nucleotides. RefSeq lists its product as hypothetical. The annotation marks the transcript as partial. The record is from RefSeq and is a predicted model, not a curated record. The transcript has a single exon. NCBI's taxonomy places the organism in Eukaryota, Ichthyosporea, Ichthyophonida.